Molecule: messenger RNA, 1928 nt
Organism: Octodon degus (degu)
Lineage: Eukaryota; Metazoa; Chordata; Mammalia; Rodentia; Octodontidae
Product: histone-binding protein RBBP4-like
Exons: 1
Biological process (GO): regulation of gene expression
Cellular component (GO): nucleus; ESC/E(Z) complex; NuRD complex
Molecular function (GO): histone binding
Source: RefSeq, a predicted model, not a curated record
AUGGCUGACAAGGAAGCAGCCUUUGACGAUGCAGUGGAAGAACGUGUGAUCAACGAGGAGUACAAGAUAUGGAAAAAGAAUACACCGUUUCUUUAUGACUUGGUGAUGACCCAUGCUCUGGAGUGGCCCAGCCUAACAGCACAGUGGCUUCCAGAUGUAACCAGACCAGAAGGGAAGGAUUUCAGCAUUCAUUGACUUGUCCUGGGGACGCAUACAUCAGAUGAACAAAACCACCUCAUGAUAGCCAGCGUACAGCUCCCUAAUGAUGAUGCCCAGUUUGAUGUGUCACACUACGACAGUGAGAAAGGAGAAUUUGGAGGUUUUGGCUCAGUUAGUGGGAAAAUUGAAAUAGAAAUUAAGAUCAACCAUGAAGGAGAAGUAAACAGGGCCCGUUACAUGCCCCAGAACCCUUGCAUCAUUGCAACAAAGACACCAUCCAGUGAUGUUCUUGUUUUUGACUAUACAAAGCAUCCUUCUAAACCAGACCCCUCUGGAGAGUGCAACCCAGAUUUGCGUCUCCGUGGACAUCAGAAGGAAGGCUAUGGGCUUUCUUGGAACCCGAAUCUUAGUGGGCACUUACUUAGUGCUUCAGAUGACCAUAUCAUCUGCCUAUGGGACAUCAGUGCUGUUCCAAAGGAAGGAAAAGUGGUGGAUGUGAAGACCAUCUUUACAGGACAUACAGCAGUAGUAGAAGAUGUUUCCUGGCAUCUGCUCCAUGAAUCUCUGUUUGAGUCAGUUGCUGAUGACCAAAAACUUAUGAUUUGGGAUACUCGGUCAAACAACACUUCCAAACCAAGCCACUCAGUUGAUGCUCACACUGCAGAAGUGAACUGCCUCUCUUUCAAUCCUUACAGUGAAUUCAUUCUUGCCACAGGAUCAGCUGACAAGACUGUUGUUUUGUGGGAUCUAAGAAAUCUGAAACUUAAGUUGCAUUCCUUUGAAUCACAUAAGGAUGAAAUAUUCCAGGUUCAGUGGUCACCUCACAAUGAGACUAUUCUGGCUUCUAGUGGUACUGAUCGAAGACUGAAUGUCUGGGAUUUAAGUAAAAUUGGAGAAGAGCAGUCCCCAGAAGAUGCAGAAGACGGCCCACCUGAGUUGUUGUUUAUUCAUGGCGGUCAUACUGCUAAGAUAUCUGAUUUUUCCUGGAAUCCCAAUGAACCUUGGGUGAUUUGUUCUGUAUCAGAAGACAAUAUCAUGCAAGUGUGGCAGAUGGCUGAGAACAUUUAUAAUGAUGAAGACCCAGAAGGAAGUGUGGAUCCAGAAGGACAAGGAUCUUAGAUAUGUUUGAACUCGUGAUUUUAGACUCCCCUUUUUUUCUCUCAACCCUGAGAUUGAUUUAACACUGGUUUUGAGACAUACAGACUUUGUUCAGCUAUCCCUCCAUAAUAGGUACCACCAACAAUGCUGUUAGCUCCCAGAGUGGGUAUUUUCUAAAUAUUAACGGGGGUACUUUAUUCAGCAAAGCCACAGAUGUAUAUUUAAAUUUUCUUUAGGAAUUUUCUAGUAACAAACCCAGGUCUAAGGUAGCUACAAAAAUGGGAAUAUAAUGUGUGGUUAUUGUUCUUUUUAAGCUAUAUCCCCAAGUUUUUCAGAUUUGUUUCGGUAAAGGUUAGAGUGAGUAAGGAAUAGAGCCAAGUGAGGUUAGGUGUCUGAGCCAUGAAGUAUAAGUACUGCAGGAUGUCAUUUUAUUCAGGAAUUAGGGGAGAAUCAAGUCGUAGAUUCAUACUCUAAAUGAUACCUGACUUUCCAGGAUGCAUAUUUUCCUAUGUAGACCAGUCUCCUCCUGGUUUCUUCAAUUAAGUCAAAGCUACAUGUUCCUCCUUCCCCAUAUGUUUUUGCUUGUUAGUGUAUUUCUUGAGCUGUUCUCAUAUUACUCCUUUCCUUUCUAUGAAAUGGUUUUUGUUGUUUUAACUUGGGACCACUAAGUU